This is a messenger RNA of Haliotis rufescens (red abalone), 1933 nucleotides long. RefSeq names its product multiple epidermal growth factor-like domains protein 6. The transcript is spliced from 5 exons. The record is from RefSeq and is a predicted model, not a curated record. The coding region runs from base 33 to 1403 and encodes 456 amino acids. Lineage: Eukaryota; Metazoa; Mollusca; Gastropoda; Lepetellida; Haliotidae.
AUUUCGUCCACAGAAAGAAGCGGUUGCAUAAAAUGUACCUUUUACGGAUAUGGAUCUAUAUUGCCUUCACAAUCACCUUCAAUACGGGCAUAUAUAUCGGUGAAAAAUGUACGGAUCCAAUAUGUACAACGAUUACGACAGCCACAACGGCUUGUUCAACUGUUAAUAACUGUCUUCUUGGAAGUUGUACAGUUAAUACUGAAGGAGACAUUGGUUGCAAAGAUGGCUGCAAAGAUGGCUUUUCGGGGAGACUAUGCACCAUUCCAUGCAUAUCAAACUGUUUAAAAUGUAGCAAACGAGAUGCAAGCAAUUGUAUAGAGUGUAAAGAACGCCAUGUAGGCGAAUAUUGUGAGAAUGAAUGCCCGAAUACCUGUCCUGAAGGAUGUUACAGGAAUGGUGUCUGUAAGAAACAAUGCUCGGAUAACCAAGUGCCUAGAUGUAGACUUUGUAACGUCACUUCAGGGAUAUGUCAGAAAUGUGACAUCCAUUACAUUGGGGAGAACUGUGAAACUGACUGCACAAACUGUGUUGGAAAGUGUUUAAUUUCAGGUUGCGUUGAAGGAUGCAUUAAUGGGUUUCACGGAAACAAAUGUGACACUCCUUGUUCGGAAAACUGUUUUCCAUUUUGUCAGCCUGACAUGAGUGCAAAAGGGAAAUGUACACCUGUGUGCGAUCAAGACACCGGCAGCUGUGCGAAUGGUUGUACGAAUGGAUUCAAAGGUCAACAAUGUACAGAUGGCUGUAGCUCCAGAUGCAAAGGUAUGAGAUGUAAUCAAACCACAGGUCAUUGCAUGGCGUGUAUUGAGGGGUACUAUAAAGAAACGUGUCAUUUGCGAUGCUACAACUGUAAACAUGACCUUUGUGACAUGAAAACUGGUUUCUGCUUUGAAUGUAAGGACGGGUACUAUGGAGUACACUGCAAACAGACCUGCACUAACUGCCAGUCAGGCCUUUGUGAACGCAAUGGUGGACACUGUAUUGACGUUCUCCAAGUGACAACAGUUGAUGCUUCCAAGGUCCCAUCGCCCCAGUCAACCAUGUACCCACUUGUGAUCGGAUUUAUUGUCUUCGGGGGCAUUGCUGCCAUUCUGAUCUGCAUACUUAGCCAUAGAGUAUGCAAACUGUCGACAAGAGCGCGAGAAAAUCCAGGGCAAUCGGCAGACAAUGUUCCACUUCAGUACCGUAGGAACAGCUACAAUGAAAUCUAUGAGGAAGACAUGGAUCCUUCUGCAGGUCAACGACCACGGGCAUAUUACAGCCCACUUGUAAGACAGGACAGUGAUUUAACUAUAAAUAACAUUUCGUUAAGCAACAUGUCUUCAUCUGACAAUGACUCCCUAAUUAUACCACCAUGGUUUGCACGUUUGGGUCACGAUAUAACCCCUGAGUCAUCAUACAACUAGAACAGUAUUUUUUUUAAAUCAACACUUAUUGGAUGGCCUAAAAGUCCACUUAUCUGUCAAUUGUAAAUGAUAUUGAUAAAGUAAUUUUAGAGCGAUUUUCCAUGACAGUUCCACGUCAAUUUCUAAUUCCUGAAAUAUAUAUACAUAAUCACUGUUGUCAUUGUGAAAACGUGUUGACAUCCAGUCAUUUUCCGAACUGGGACACAUUAAAUUACAAACACUACAACACAGACCUUUCUUAAACAUUGCAUGGGCGAUUUAUGCAUGCAGUAUUUUCAGAUAAAAACAAUUCAUGACAAGUUAUCUUCCUGAAGUAAUCUACUAGUAAUGUUAUUUAUUAUAAUUAACAUUUAUUUAUGCUAUGUUGCAGUACGAGUCAGCAUCUUACGUUUCGGUAUUAUUACUAUUUCUCCCCAGACUAUAAAAAAGUUUCAACUAUUUCUAUUUACAGAAUAGGAUAUUUUAUUUGCAUUGUUGAUUGUUAUUUUACAACCGAUUAUUACUUUUGACAUAAUUAUUACAUACAAAUU